AAGAAUUUCAAUGCCAUAACAUGUGUCUCAUGUAAAACCAUAUUCCGUAGGAAUGCAUCGAAAUAUGAGACUUUUAAGUGUUAUUUCAACAACGAUUGCGUGAUCGAUGUGUUGAGGAGAAAGUUUUGUAAGAAAUGUCGGCUCAAGAAGUGUUUCGAUGUCGGCAUGAAAAGGGAGAAUAUUCUGAAUGAAGACGAGAGAAGAUUGAGACAAAAUAUGAUACAAGAAAACCGAUGGAAAAGACAAAUGAUUUGUGAGGCGCAGAGUGUGGCCAUCGAUUCGACCACAACUGAUAACUCGAGCAGUUUUGAUGAUAAACUGCAGAUUAGUACCAAGCUUACUAACAACUAUAAUAUUGACAACAACUCCCCGCCAUAUGAAACACCGGAAUAUAACUAUAAGCUAAAAGCUAUUGAAUACCAAUAUUUAGUCUCGCAGUCCAUCGAUCCGUUCACUAUUAAAAGCAAUAAUAAUUACUUUAAUGACAUUGAAAUGACACGAUUGACAGAACUGUUUGAUGCCAUUAAUAGGAGCAAGUUGACCAAGGUUACAUCUGAUUAUCAAGUAGAUAUCGUCAAUAAUUUGCGUAAAGAGAUCACUGGAGAUGCUUUGGGCCGAAGACUAUUAGCCAUAUAUUUGGAGCAAAUAGUCCACAAGAAUGUGAAGAUGUCUAAACACAUCGAGGCAUUUGGCAGUCUGUGUGCCACCGAUCAGAUCUCACUCAUAAAGUAUGGAUCCAUUGAGAUAUGUCUAUUGCGGGCACUUUUGUACUUCAAUUUUGAGUUUGAAUUUCUGAUGACAGCAAUUAUCCUUUUUAAUCCUAAUCGUCCCCAUCUAAUCUAUAUGGAAACCAUUACUUUCCAGCAACACGUUUACAUACAUUUAUUACACAAAUAUCUGAAGUUUAAAUACCGAUCGGAAUACGAGUCUAGCGCUAGAUUUACUCAUAUUUUAAAUUGUAUUAAAAGUUUGCAUUUAAUGAAUGAUACGAUUGCUAAAAAUAUUUUAAAUACCGAUCCUAACAGUCGUAUGCCUUUAAUGAAUGAGAUUUGUUAUAGAAGUCAG
Molecule: messenger RNA, 1065 nt
Organism: Oppiella nova
Lineage: Eukaryota; Metazoa; Arthropoda; Arachnida; Sarcoptiformes; Oppiidae
Source: the annotation of a GenBank genome assembly